AUGAAAGUUACUUUUGCGGAUUUAUGGCAUCCUUUGGGUGGAGUAAACAUAACUGAUUUGGGUGCUAAACGCUUUUUAUUUAGGUUUUAUAAUGAAGUUGAUGUUGACAGAGUUUUAUCAGGCUCCCCUUGGCACUUUAACAGAAAAUUAUUGCUAUGGCAAAUGAUUAAAGAUGGAGAGGAUCCUUUACUGAUUUCAUUAAUACAUGCAGAUUUUUGGUUGCAAGUCCAUGACUUGCCAAAGGGAUUUAUGACAGAAACCGCAACAAAUUUAUUAGAAAAUUUUGUGGGCAUUUUUGUGGCAUAUCAUAUUAAAGUCCUUACAAGUUUACAGCCAACCUACUUGAGAAUAUGGGUUCGACUAGAUAUUCGUCAACCACUUAGAAGGAGGAAGAAAUUAAUAUUGCCUUCGGGUGAUGCUAUCUUUGUUAAGUUUAGGUAUGAAAGACUCACAGUCUUAUGUCUCUUAUGCGGCAAAUUAGGCCAUAUGGAUAAUUUUUGUGAGUUAUGUUUACACCUUAAGAAAGAAGAGCUGAGACUAGAGUGGAAUAAUUCCAUUAGAGUUCCUGGGAGGCGACAAGCGGUGAGGGGUAGUAGUUAG
This is a messenger RNA of Jatropha curcas, 600 nucleotides long. RefSeq lists its product as uncharacterized. The record is from RefSeq and is a predicted model, not a curated record. Lineage: Eukaryota; Viridiplantae; Streptophyta; Magnoliopsida; Malpighiales; Euphorbiaceae.